Molecule: messenger RNA, 2801 nt
Organism: Coccidioides immitis RS
Lineage: Eukaryota; Fungi; Ascomycota; Eurotiomycetes; Onygenales; Onygenaceae
Exons: 1
Coding region: 1-2178 (725 amino acids)
Biological process (GO): protein phosphorylation
Molecular function (GO): protein kinase activity; ATP binding
Source: RefSeq, a predicted model, not a curated record
AUGGAAGCCCAGCUAGCACUGCUUCGAGAACAGCUUAGAGAGGAGCGACAACGUCGAGAAAAUGCAGAAGCCCUUACGAAACCUACCGACCUACCAACCUUUCUGUUAAAAUGCCACACCCUGUCACUGGCCAUCAACGUUGUGACCGACCCUACCCAGACGACAAAGGGAGACACAGCAAAUGCAACUCGACGCUACUUCCCUUCACAAAUCAUCCCAUGGGAUGGAUUCAUUGAUGAGCAAGCCUGCAUUUGGGAUCGCUUCCACCAGCACCCAUCAUUUAUGUUGAUGUCACAAUUUCCUUCAUCUCACCAGCUGGACUAUGUUCUCACAACAAUAAGGCCCAUAACUGCAGAGAUGGAUCUGCGAUACUAUGAACGGGAUACUGUCGAGAAUCAAGUGCAAAUGGUGGUGAAUGCAGUUUAUAUGGAUGACCUGCUGAAGCAAGCAUUCGAGUUGGCUGGAUCAGUGACCUUUGAGAGUCAUACAAACUUGGGAGCUUCCAAGCAAAGCCAACCAGUUGAGGAGGGGAUGCAACACCUGUCCAUUGACACAAACAAAUCCACUACUGAAAACUCUGGUUCUAGAAAGGGAAAGCAGAAACCUACUACGGACAAUAUCCCAAUUAGAGGACAAGCUGAUAGGUUUUGUGUCUAUCGACGAGGCAAUGGUGAAGAUGUCCCGGCGAUUGCUAUUGAGUACAAGGCACCACACAAGCUGACUUGUGAGGAGAUUGCAACUGGAUUGGCCCAGGAGAUACGUCCUACCCAAGAUGUGAUCAACAAGGAAGAAGACUCAGCUGAGUUCUACUCAAAGCGCUUGGUCACUGUGGUUGUCACCCAACUAUUCUCAUAUAUGAUAGGCAAGGGUGUGCAGUAUGGGUACAUAUGCACUGGAGAGGUGUUCGUCUUCCUUCACAUCCCCAAAGAUCCAUCAGUUGUCAGAUAUGCGAUAUGCGUUCCAAAUCUAGAUGUUCAGGUUGGCCAUGAGGAGGAUUUCAAGUUAACAGCAGUUGCACAGGUUGUUGCAUUUACCUUGCGGGCUUUGGCAGCACCCCCUCCUCCACAGGAAUGGCAUGAUGCCGCAAGGGAGCUUGGCAUCUGGCCGGUGGAGUACUCGGAAAUUCUAGCGCAAACCCCACCUGGCAAACGACUGAAAGGUCGCAAGGCUCCUUUGUCCGCAUAUCGUGGCAAAAAGAGUGACCUUCCCCCGUUUCAUAUGAUCUUGAGAUCAUGUCGACCGACCGAGAAUCGCCUUGGCAAUAGAUCUCCAAGUCCUCCGGCCCCCGAUUCUCCCUCACCUGCCAACAGGAGAUCUAGCACUCGCGGAAACCAGCCUGUUGUUCAAGCAAGGGGCCAGCGCGUCAAAAGUCAGGGGCAGGGGCGAAGUGGCGGUCAGGGGAAGAAGACGAGCAUGACUAUGCAGAUAAAGGAUCGACCGUAUUGCUCUCAGGAAUGCCUCCUUGGGCUGCGGGACGGAGGACCUCUUGACCCAUCAUGCCCAAACUUCCAGGAUCACCGUGGGAAGGCCCCCCCAUCCCGUAGUUUCUUGAAACGUAUUCGUUGCCAGCUUGCCGUGGAUCGAGGUGACAAUGCGGAUUGCCGCCCGCUUUAUAAGGCAGGAAGCUAUGGGGCGCUAUUUAAAGUACGGCUUUCCUCCCAUGGCUUUACUCUGGUGGCCAAGGGAGCAAGGAGGGAAAAUCUCAGCGCCCUACUACAUGAACGUGAAGUUUAUGAUAAGCUACGUACCAUUCAAGGCCACCAUGUCCCGGUCUGUCUUGGUGUUGUGCGGCUGGAACCAAAACGCCCAUACUACUAUGAUGAGGGGAGAUACACUCACAUGCUCUUGCUCAGCUGGGCAGGAAGAUCUAUUUCGGAAGGUCUUGGGCCCAUGGGUCCAUCAAUCUCCAGCAUGGUUAAAUGUUCAAUUCGGGCAAUUCACCGGCAAGGGGUUCUCCAUGGGGAUGCCGAACCCCGGAACAUUUUAUGGAACGAUAUAAACCAGCGUCUGAUGAUUGUCGACUUUGGACAGGCUUCGAUACGACAUCCUUUAUCUAGUGUCUCGCCAAAUAGUUCGAAGAGAAGGCUUCCUAAGGCAAAGGUUGGGGAUGCAUAUACUGUUGAACUUAGGACUGUGCAGGCAAGUAUUGGAGCUUUUAUCCGGAAUCGCGAAAUGUGAAAUAUCGGGGACACCUAUGGUAGACGCUCAUGGCCGCAUCAAUAUUCUCUAGUGGCGGGAGGAGAGCAGUUGAAUAAUGACUGAAAAUACGUCAGCUCUCCAGAGCGUGACUCGCCUGCGAAGACACAGCAGGGAGGCCCUAGCCACUCACGACUCACACCGUUUCCUUCUCGCGUUCAACCUCUGGCCACCCGUCAUCUCUUGGAAUACUGGGUAUAAUAACUCUUUAAUGAGCUCCCUACGACGCAGACAACGAAUAGCCAAAGUGGAUUCCCUCCAAUCUUGCCUCACAAUAAUCGAAGGUUCCGAAGGAUUAUGCCCGACUAUAUUUCCAAACACGUCCUCGCCUUCAAGAGGCCGUUCCAACGAUGAUCAAAAUAGCAAACGCCUAUCCACCCUGCGACUUCUCGAUGUUUGCCACUGAUUGCUCGGAUGGAAGAUGCCCUGAGGACAACGGAGGAGGUACAGGGUUGAAAGUCAUCCUCUAAAGAGGAAUAAUCAUUUCGAGUAUCCUGGUAUUCAAAAAAGGGUAAGAAGUGUUGGAUCCAGACUCUCAUGUUUACCUCUGGAGUCAAUAAGUAGCUAGUUCAGUUUAUUCAUGAACUCAGCUUCCAGAUCAGGAA